CCACGUCACCAAAUUGGAGAGAACAUCAACCUGUACACGUGGUCAAUGAACAAUAUCAAAAGUACACCUGUCAUGAUACUAGCAAAUCCAAAACGCUGAUUCGAAAACAAAGGUGAAAAAGAUGCAUAUGGAAUUGGAAUUAAGCAACCCUAAAAAUGGACAUGAAUUUCUACCUUACCAAAUCCAAGUGGGUAUCAACAGUAGCAAGCAUAUGGAUCCAAUGCACCAGUGGAUCACUCUACACUUUCUCCAUCUACUCCCAAACUCUAAAGUCAACGCAACACUACGAUCAGUCAACGCUCGACAUCGUUUCUGUUUACAAAGACAUCGGAGCCAACAUCGGUGUCCUGUCAGGUCUCUUAUACGAUUUCCUUGCCACCAGAACAGCAACUGGGCCGUGGCUUGUUCAUUUAUUGGGCUCGGCCCAAUGCUUCUUGGGCUAUUUUCUUAUGUGGGCUGCUGUCUCCGGCCUCCUUCCACCGGUGCCUUUGCCGCUCAUGUGCUUCUUUAUGUUCGUGGCGGCUCAUGCUCAGAGUUUCUUUAACACUUCUAAUGUUGUCACCGGUGUUCAUAAUUUCCCUAAUUACAGUGGAACCAUCGUCGGCAUCUUGAAGGGAUUUCUAGGUCUAAGUGGAGCAAUAUUAAUUCAAGUGUAUCGAACGAUAUUCAUCGACAAACCUAUGUCAUAUCUUUUGAUGCUAUCACUCUUACCAUCUAUUAACACUUUGAUACUCAUGUGGUUUGUAAGAAUCCACUACACUCAUGAGGUAGAAGAAAAGAAGUAUCUCAACAUAUUUUCUUUGAUGGCUCUAGCCAUUGCUACAUAUCUUAUGAUUGUUAUAAUCCUAGAGAACAUCCUUAGUCUACAAUUAUCGGUCCGCAUAUUUACAUUCAUCGUGCUUAUGGUCUUGCUAGCCUCGCUUCUUUAUGUUCCAUUUAAAGCGCACAAAAGGAGCUCUAGUAGUGCUUUAGAAAGAUUUCUUGAUGAAGGAUCCAACCUAAUUGCAGAGCCAAGGUCUCAGGAUACAGAGAAGAGGGAUUCAAGAGAAGAUUCUUUCGAUAACCCUUUGUCGGAUAAUACUAACAACCAAAGGACUUUACAACAAGGAGAAAAUCUCAAUCUUUUCCAAGCAAUGCAAACGUUGAAUUUUUGGUUUUUGUUUGUUUCAAUGGCAUGUGGAAUGGGAUCAGGACUUGCCACGGUUAACAAUAUGAGCCAAAUAGGAGAAUCUCUUGAUUAUUCCACCAUUGAGACAGGCUCCUUGGUUGCCUUAUGGAGCAUUUGGAACUUUCUCGGCCGGUUCGGAGCUGGUUAUGUGUCAGAUUAUUUUUUACACACAAGAGGAUGUGCAAGACCUUUUUUUAUGGUGAUCACUUUGAUGAUCAUGAGCAUUGGUCAUGUAGUGAUUGCUUAUGGACUUCCGGGUGCGCUAUAUAUCGGUUCGAUAUUGGUCGGUAUUUGUUACGGCUCACAGUGGUCUUUAAUGCCAACAAUCACUUCUGAGGUAUUUGGCGUGGGACAUAUGGGAAGCAUAUUCAACACCAUUUCUAUAGCAAGUCCAGUGGGAUCUUAUAUAUUCUCUGUAAGAGUACUUGGUUAUAUAUAUGAUAAAGAAGCAUCAGAAGAAGGUAAUGUAUGCAUUGGGACUCAUUGUUUUAUGUUUGGUUUUCUCAUUAUGGCAUUUGCAACUAUUCUUGGUUCUUUGAUGGCCUUAUGUUUGUUUUUGCGGACGAGAAAGUUUUAUGGUCAGGUUGUUUUUAGAAGAAUUCAGAUUAUUCUGUGAAGUUAUUUUGGUUCAGCGACAUAAUUACUUUGUGUGCGCGCGUUCAUACUUGUGUAACUCACUCUCUAUGAUUCUUGUGACACUAUAAUUUGUUGCGGAUCAUCCUCAUAAACAUUAUGUACAUGUAAUUAAUAUGCUGCAUAAUGUUACAGGGUAUUAUGUGUAUAGUUCACUGGUUUAGAUCUACAACUACAUUGAUUGGCAUCUAGGAUCCCAUCUGAUUUGAAUUUUUCAUAUCUCUUUUGGAUUUUAUUUUGUAUAAGAGAAAGUUGGAUAGUUUUGUUGAUUCGCGUAAUCUUA
Molecule: messenger RNA, 2084 nt
Organism: Cicer arietinum (chickpea)
Lineage: Eukaryota; Viridiplantae; Streptophyta; Magnoliopsida; Fabales; Fabaceae
Product: protein NUCLEAR FUSION DEFECTIVE 4-like
Cellular component (GO): membrane
Source: RefSeq, a predicted model, not a curated record